UGGUUCAACAUCACCAGUGGCUCGUGCCAAAGCUUCAUCUUCGGCGGCUGCAACGGGAACGCCAACAACUUCCUGACAGAGCGGGAAUGUCGGGAGAGCUGUGUCCUCGGCGGGGCUUCAAAGAAACCCGAGCAUCGCGCCAAGCAGACUGACGCCAACUCCACCUAUGACGAGCACUGCGCCGUUCCCCGGGUGACCGGCCCCUGCCGUGCCUCGUUCCUGCGCUGGUACUACAGCCCGGCAAACCGAACCUGCCGGCAAUUCACCUACGGCGGCUGCCGGGGAAAUAAAAACAACUAUCUCAACGAAGAGGAAUGCUUGAGCCGCUGCAGCCCCAAGCCAGAAGAUGCUGGUGGCACUGGUACCGAUUUCCACAGCAAUUUCCUCUCUACCAAAG
Pelecanus crispus (Dalmatian pelican) is the source of this 397-nucleotide messenger RNA. The record is from RefSeq and is a predicted model, not a curated record. NCBI's taxonomy places the organism in Eukaryota, Metazoa, Chordata, Aves, Pelecaniformes, Pelecanidae.